Molecule: messenger RNA, 501 nt
Organism: Serendipita indica DSM 11827
Lineage: Eukaryota; Fungi; Basidiomycota; Agaricomycetes; Sebacinales; Serendipitaceae
Source: the annotation of a GenBank genome assembly
AUGCAAAGCUCACGACCCUUAUUCGCCGCAAUCAACGCGGUUACAAAGCACAAGCACGCUCAGCAUGUCUUUAAACGCGCCCAGACAGGCAUCUUUCAUGGACGAGCGAUACGUUUCGGCAACAAUGUCGCAGAGAGCGGUAAAAGGACGACUCGAACAUGGCUUCCAAAUAUUCGACUAAAGAGACUAAAGUCGGACAUUUUGAAUAGAACUAUGCGGAUGAACGUUACAACGCGUGCUCUGAAGACGAUUAAAAAGUAUGGUUCACUCGAUGACUACCUUCUCAAAGUCCGAACCAAAUGGUUGGGAGAGCGGGCCAUGUGGUUACGGGCAAAAAUACAAGACAAGGGGAUAAAGAUUGAGGAGAACAAGGUGUUGGGCAAAUACAUAACAGCUCCGGUCCAAGCACCUUCCAAACGACCAAAGACAGAGCUAGAAUUGGCGAGCGAUCGGCUACUACAGGUCAAAGGGCAUGACGAAGGCUUGAUGUCGCGCAACUAG